AUGCCUUCAAGAACAAGUGACACGCCAAAUGAGUGGUCCAAACCGGCGGAUAUCAUCUCACGGUUUCUAGCUUUACAGCAGAUUUAUAGCGCCAAAGAACUAGACUCGUAUCUCCAGUCACUGCAACAAAUCAAAGAGCACGAAUCAGAUGCCGAGAAUCAAUCUCCUGAUGUCGUCGUUCUUUGCGCAUCGGCGAUCCUAGCUAUUCCCGAAGCCGUUUUUGAGUGGGUAGCCCUGCAGCAAAGUCAAGACGAGGGACGACAGAGAAACACAGUACUGGUAUUAUGUGGAGGCAUUGGACCUUGUACACCAUUCGUUUACGACGCCAUCAGAGCCAGCAAGAAAUAUUGCACGAUAUUUGACACAAUAAAUGGCAAGCCUGAAGGCGAGGUGUUGAAAGUCAUGGCGGAGCGCUUCUACAAGCUCAAGAUCAACGAAACUUGGAGUCGGGAUAAUGGAUUUCGGAUCCUGGUCUCGGACCGUUCAAACAACUGUGGAGCGGAUGCAACGGAGGCACAAAAGGUCUUACAGGAGAACGAUAUUUGGACUCCAAGAUCCAUGGUUGUUGUGCAGGACCCAGCCAUGAGUAGCCGGACAAUGUCUUCAUUUGAAAAAGUCUACGAGACCUGUGCAGUCCAUAUUUCUUGCUGGCCACUGCUGAAGGAACCAAGACAAGAUCAACAGAAAAAGUCUAGACAUGAGCAAGAUGCCCGAAGAGAGCUUUGGUCUAUGGAUCGCUUUCUGGACAGGAUCAUCGGCGAGCAAGGUGGAGUUAUCAGAGCAAAGUCACCUAUUGGCAUUCCAAACGAGGUGGAAAAUGCAUGGUCAGCUAUAAUGGACGAAAGCAACCCAAAAGUCUUUUCAUAA
Messenger RNA from Fusarium fujikuroi IMI 58289, 867 nucleotides. RefSeq lists its product as uncharacterized. Gene Ontology annotation, cellular component: plasma membrane. NCBI's taxonomy places the organism in Eukaryota, Fungi, Ascomycota, Sordariomycetes, Hypocreales, Nectriaceae. The coding region runs from base 1 to 867 and encodes 288 amino acids. The record is from RefSeq and is a predicted model, not a curated record. The transcript has a single exon.